AUGUCUCAAAACCUUCUCACGGCUGCCACUACCAUGAACAAUCACGAAGAAGAGCUUGAAGUUCCAGGCUUUUCAUGGAUUAUAGAAUCGGAAUUGGCUGGUAUGAAAUUUCCAUCCCUUCCCGAACAUUACAAAAAUUUAAAUCAUCAUCACAUUGGUUUGGUGAUUUGUGUGAAUGAGAGGGUAGCUUCCUUUGUUGAACAAUUACCUCAUUCAGAAUAUUUUAAUUUAAUUUCUAAAAAAUUACAAAAAAUAGAAAAUUGUGAAGAAUUUACUUAUAAUGUUGGAAAAUUGAAUAUUGCUCAUUUUCCUAUUAAUGAUUAUGGAGUUCCUAAUAUGGAAUUAAUGAAUGAAAUGAUAAAAUUGGUAGAAUAUGUGAGAAAGGUGGAUUCGAACAGGGGAAUUGUUGUGCAUUGCAUGGCUGGACUUUCUAGGACUGGAAUGAUUCUGGCAUGUUUGUUGGUGAGAGUAUGGAAAAUGACAUUUGAGGAGUCAAUCAAGUUGGUCAAUCAGAAGAGAGGAAGAAAUGGUAGAGGAGUAAUGACUAGCAAGCAAGAAGCAUUUGUGGAAGAUUUUUCAAAGACUAUUCCUAAUAUUCAAUAA
Molecule: messenger RNA, 603 nt
Organism: Naegleria gruberi
Lineage: Eukaryota; Heterolobosea; Eutetramitea; Acrasida; Naegleriidae
Exons: 1
Coding region: 1-603 (200 amino acids)
Biological process (GO): dephosphorylation
Molecular function (GO): protein tyrosine/serine/threonine phosphatase activity
Source: RefSeq, a predicted model, not a curated record